CGCAGGCGCGAACUCCUGGCGGGACCAGGCGGCACAGGAAAUAACUAGCAAGUGAAAAGGAACUGCAAGGGGCCGUUCGCCUUACGGCCUGGUAUAGAAGCAGUGUUAUGGAAACUACAGCUUUUGGCAUCUGUAUUGAAACUGUAGCACUUGGAAAACAACCGGCCGAAUUUCUGAAAGAGGUAAAAAUAUUCACUACAGCCCUCGCCUCUACGUCCCGUUGUCCAACAGCAAGAAGAGGGCGCGCUCAGUUAUGGGCGCGGCCUAUAGGGUCCAGUCGGAUGAUGGACAGCUGGGAAAUAUCGCGGGAAGAGGAAGCGGCUGGAGAGCUUAGAAAUCACUAUGGUGACGGGAAGGUCUGGAGGCUUCUAGUAACUAUCCUCAUCUCUGAUAGCAAUCGCCACCGCUUUUCUGCAGUUUGAGUGAAUAGAAUACAAUCAAGUGGCAUUUUAAAUUUUUGCUGGAGGUGAAGACAUGAGACUGAAGAUAUCGCUUUUGAAAGAACCAAAACAUCAAGAACUAGUAAGCUGUGUGGGCUGGACAACUGCUGAGGAGCUGUAUUCAUGUAGUGACGAUCACCAGAUAGUCAAGUGGAACUUGUUAACCAGUGAAACAAGUCAAAUUGUAAAGCUUCCUGAUGAUAUCUACCCCAUUGAUCUUCACUGGUUUCCAAAAAGCUUAGGUGUAAAGAAACAAACUCAAGCAGAAAGCUUUGUUCUCACAAGUUCUGAUGGUAAAUUUCAUCUAAUUUCCAAGUUAGGACGAGUGGAAAAGAGUGUAGAGGCUCACUGUGGAGCUGUGCUUGCAGGAAGGUGGAAUUAUGAAGGAACAGCCUUAGUUACAGUUGGAGAAGAUGGACAGGUGAAGAUCUGGUCAAAGACCGGGAUGCUCAGAUCAACAUUAGCUCAGCAAGGAAUACCAGUUUAUUCAGUAGCAUGGGGUCCUGAUUCUGAAAAGGUUCUUUACACAGCAGGCAAGCAGCUGAUCAUUAAACCUCUUCAACCAAAUGCUAAAGUUUUACAGUGGAAAGCUCAUGAUGGCAUUAUUUUAAAAGUAGACUGGAACUCAGUCAAUGAUCUUAUUUUAUCUGCUGGGGAAGACUGUAAGUACAAGGUCUGGGAUAGUUAUGGCCGCCUGCUCUACAGCUCACAACCUCAUGAGCAUCCUAUUACCUCAGUUGCCUGGGCUCCUGAUGGAGAACUAUUUGCUGUUGGAUCAUUUCAUACUUUACGCUUGUGUGAUAAAACUGGGUGGUCGUAUGCUUUAGAAAAACCCAACACUGGCAGUAUAUUUAAUAUUGCAUGGUCAAUUGAUGGCACUCAGAUUGCUGGAGCCUGUGGAAAUGGGCAUGUUGUUUUUGCACACGUGGUGGAGCAGCACUGGGAGUGGAAAAAUUUUCAAGUAACGUUAACCAAGAGAAGGACCAUGCAGGUUCGUAAUGUUCUUAAUGAUGCAGUGGAUUUGCUGGAAUUCCGUGAUCGAGUCAUUAAAGCCUCUUUAAACUAUGCACACUUAGUCGUUUCAACAUCUCUUCAAUGUUAUGUGUUCUCUACGAAGAACUGGAAUACACCACUUAUAUUUGAUCUCAAAGAAGGAACUGUUAGUUUAAUUCUGCAAGCAGAAAGACAUUUUCUUCUGGUGGAUGGUGGUGGUAUCUAUUUAUAUUCUUAUGAAGGGCGCUUCAUUUCUUCUCCAAAGUUCCCUGGCAUGAGAACAGACAUUCUGAAUGCACAGACGGUGUCUCUGAGUAAUGAUACUAUUGCAAUAAAAGACAAAGCUGAUGAGAAAAUAAUCUUUCUCUUUGAAGCAUCAACUGGAAAACCCUUAGGGGAUGGAAGACUUCUUUCUCAUAAGAAUGAAAUAUUGGAAAUUGCUGUGGAUCAAAAAGGACUUACCAAUGACCGAAAAAUUGCUUUCAUUGAUAAAAAUAGAGAUCUCUAUAUCACCUCAGUGAAACGAUUUGGGAAGGAAGAACAAAUUAUCAAACUCGGAACCAUGGUGCAUACUGUGGCAUGGUGUGAUACAUGCAAUAUCCUUUGUGGACUUCAGGAUACUCGGUUUACAGUGUGGUAUUAUCCCAGUACGGUUUAUGUGGACAGAGACAUUUUGCCUAAAACAUUGUAUGAAAAGGAUGCAAGUGAAUAUAGUAAAAACCCACAUAUUGUGAGUUUUGUUGGCAAUCAGGUGACUAUAAGAAGAGCUGAUGGCUCCUUGGUACACAUCAGCAUAUCACCAUAUCCUGCUAUACUCCAUGAGUAUGUAAGCAGCUCAAAAUGGGAGGAUGCUGUAAGACUUUGUCGCUUUGUUAAGGAGCAGAGCAUGUGGGCUUGCCUAGCUGCUAUGGCAGUUGCUAAUCGUGACAUGACUACUGCAGAAAUAGCCUAUGCAGCGAUUGGUGAAAUUGAUAAGGUUCGAUACAUCAAUUCUAUAAAAGAUCUUCCAUCUAAAGAGUCAAAAAUGGCCCACAUACUACUGUUUAGUGGGAACAUACAGGAGGCUGAAAUAAUACUGCUUCAAGCUGGCCUUGUUUAUCAAGCAAUCCAAAUCAAUAUUAAUCUCUAUAACUGGGAAAGGGCACUAGAAUUGGCUGUAAAAUACAAAACCCAUGUUGACACUGUUCUUGCCUACCGUCAGAAGUUUUUAGAGACAUUUGGUAAACAGGAAACUAAUACACGAUAUAUGCAAUAUGCAGAGGGCCUCCAGAUAGACUGGGAGAAGAUUAAAGCUAAAAUUGAAAUGGAAAUUGCUAAAGAACGAGAGAGGUCAUCAAGCAGCCAGCCUGGCAAGAACUUGGGUCUGAAGCACUGAGUGCUAUGCUCAACUGAAGAAGCUUUGACUUUAAGCUAAUUCUGAUUAACCAAAGAAGAGCAUGUCUUAAUGGCUACAGAAAAAAAAAAAAAAAAAACUAUUAAUUUAGGGUUGGGGUGUUGUUCAGUGGUAGAGUACCUGCCUAGCAUGCAUGACCAGCACUGAAGAAAGACAAAGAAAGAAAGAGGCAUUAUUUUCAAGUAAUUGCAUAAAUACUUUCUGUAUAUUUAAUACUAAAAGUAUAUUAAGACAAGUUAAACACAAAAUAAUGUAAUUCCAAGCCAGGUGUGGUGGCGCAUGCCUUUAAUCCCAGCACUUGCGAGGCAGAGAUAGGAGGAUUGCCAUGAGUUUGAGGCCACCCUGAGACUACACAGUGAAUUCCAGUUCAGCCUGAGCUAGACUGAGACCCUACCUCAAAAAACCAAUAAUAAUAAUAAUGUAAUUCCAUCUUUUAUAUUUUUUAAGUCUAAUAAUUAACAAAAUAUUUCUAUAUACUUAUAGUCUAGAGUAGUGUUGAUUACAUUCUAGUUUUGUUCACAACUUUAUUCCAGAAUCUUAAGCAUAAACAAACAUUAGGGUCUGCAGAGAUAGCUUAGCAGUUAAGGUGUUUGCCUGCAAAGCCAAAGGAUCCUGGUUUGGUUUUCCAGGACCCAUGUAAGCCAGAAGCACAAGGGCGGGGGCACAUGCAUCUGGAAUUUGUUUGCAAUGGCUGGAUGCCCUGGUGCGCCCAUUCUUUCUCUCUCUCUCAAUUAAUUAACUAACUAAAUAAGUAAAGUAUAUAUUUAAAAUUUUAGUAUUAAUGUUGAUAAUAAAGCAUUAACUGUUUAAAAUGUA
Molecule: messenger RNA, 3642 nt
Organism: Jaculus jaculus (lesser Egyptian jerboa)
Lineage: Eukaryota; Metazoa; Chordata; Mammalia; Rodentia; Dipodidae
Gene: Ift80
Product: intraflagellar transport 80
Exons: 20
Coding region: 475-2808 (777 amino acids)
Biological process (GO): cilium assembly
Cellular component (GO): centrosome; intraciliary transport particle B; cilium
Molecular function (GO): protein binding
Source: RefSeq, a predicted model, not a curated record